AUGAGGAGACCGGUGGAACCGCACGGCUCGCGGGAGGCGGCCAGCACAGCCGUGGCGGAGAGCGAGGGCCGAAUCUUGGACGGCGUGGCCAUCCGCUUCAGGCAGGACGAGGGGACCUUCGAAGUGCCCGUGGAUCUGAUGGAGGCGCAUCAGCUCAGACUGCGGGUGGAUGACUUGCUGUGCAUCCGCUGGCCUCUGCCCUGCCGGCGCCGCCUCCUUGAGGAAGCCUUCCAGACCCUCGCAAGCGACGGAGCCGUGGGCCGCGCCGGGCUUCGGAAGCUCGCGCUCUUCACAGGCCUGGAUGGCAGGGCGAAGAGCGAAAACGGAUGA
Molecule: messenger RNA, 330 nt
Organism: Effrenium voratum
Lineage: Eukaryota; Dinophyceae; Suessiales; Symbiodiniaceae
Source: the annotation of a GenBank genome assembly